AAAACUCCUGGUUGUUUUUGAAUGCCGCCAUUGUGUCACCUUAGUUCUCAACCCCCGACAAAUUCCUUUUUAGUCCUCCUAUCCCUGUGAAGUCUACUUGCUCAGAAGUUCCAUUUGAUUGAAUCACUCGCAUUUUCGUACGCUAUAAGCUAUAUUAUUACAUCAUUUGAUAUCGUCGCGUGGCCUACCCCUUGUGAGACUGCGACUUGCCUGAUGAUUUUUAAGAAUCGACGUGGAUUUACAAGUUUAUUACUCAGUCAAUUGAAAUAGUGUAACAAAAUGCCUCUGACCAGACUAGAAGCACUUUCCUCUGCUAUAUCGGUUCAUGAUGAUGGUGAAAAUGCUGCCACGCUAAGAGGCAAAAGUAGUCUGUCGACAAGUGGGAAAUUUUCAGGAGCAGUAACGAAGCAGAGGUCUGUUUUGGGGGACAUUUGCAGCAACAAAUCAACGUUGACAAAUGUAGCCUCUGAGACUGAUUUUAAGAAACCACAACUUUUGCCUUCUAAGAUCUUCAAGAAACAAGUUCAAGAUUCAGAGAAUACACCUCAGCCACUGCCAAGUGACAAGGAUGAUGUCCAACCUACUGUAGACACAGAAAGACGGCAAUCAUUUUCCUCUCAAAAUUUGGAGAUAGAAAAUAUUGAUAAAGAAUCUAAUCCCCAGCUGGUUGCUGUUUACGUGAAGGAUAUCUACAAAUACCUGCAUGAGUUAGAGGAAAAAGCUGUCAUUAGACCUAAUUACAUGGAAGGCUACAAGAUCAGGCCAACCAUGCGCACGAUCUUAAUUGACUGGAUGGUGGAAGUCCAUGGACGUUUCAAACUACUCCAGGAAACACUGUAUUUGACAGUGGCUACUAUGGAUCGUUUUCUUCAGGUUGAGCCGACUAUUGUACGACAUGAUCUGCAACUUGUUGGCCUUACGUGCAUGUUCAUCGCUUCUAAAUUCGAAGAGAUGUACACUCCUGAGAUCCAUGACUUUGUUUUCAUGUCGGAUAAGGCUUAUACAAAGAAGGAAAUUCUGCGCAUGGAGUUACGCAUACUUAGGGCAUUGGACUUUAGUUUAGGCCGUCCGCUUCCUCUUCAUUUCUUACGUCGGUACACAAAAGCUGCUACGCAUGUUUAUGACUGGGUUGACGUUCUUCACCACACCCUGUCAAAGUAUUUGAUGGAACUGUCGUUGCCAGAAUACGAGUUCUGUCACUUUUUACCAUCGCAACUGGCUGCGGCAUCGCUAUGCUUGUCUCUUAAGAUUCUUGAUGAAAGUGAAACACCUAUUGAUGUUUUAUGGAACGACACGUUGGUUUUUUAUUCUGGGUACACUUACGGAGCUCUGGAGCCGAUAGUGGAGAAAUUUUGCUCUCUGAUUAUUAAGUCAGAAACAAGCAAGUACCAGGCUAUACGGAAGAAGUAUCUCGUCUCUAAGUUUUACCAGAUCAGCGCUCUUCCAAAUUUCAAAUCCCCAGUUACUCAUGCCUUCAUGGCGAAAAUGGCGCUGAAGAACUCAAAUUUUACCCAUGUUUCUUACACUAAUGAUGGUUGCUAACUGAAAUGGCACAUUUUUCAUUUUUAGGUCUUUGACCGUGACUUGUGUUUUCUUAUUUCAAAAUUUUCUCGAACGUUCGCGUGUUUUUAAUUCUUUUGCAUUUCCAAAAUUCUUCUCGCCUCUACAUAGUUUGCCCAACAUCAUCAUGUGGUAUCGGGGUUUCAUGUACUCGUAAUACAUAGUAUCAAACAAA
Daphnia magna is the source of this 1735-nucleotide messenger RNA. Its product is annotated as G2/mitotic-specific cyclin-B2. Lineage: Eukaryota; Metazoa; Arthropoda; Branchiopoda; Diplostraca; Daphniidae. The record is from RefSeq and is a predicted model, not a curated record. The transcript has 9 exons. Gene Ontology annotation, molecular function: cyclin-dependent protein serine/threonine kinase regulator activity. Bases 280 to 1542 code for a protein of 420 amino acids. Gene Ontology annotation, biological process: mitotic cell cycle phase transition; regulation of cyclin-dependent protein serine/threonine kinase activity. Gene Ontology annotation, cellular component: nucleus; cyclin-dependent protein kinase holoenzyme complex; cytoplasm.